AUUAAAACCUCAUACGGCACCCUUGUUUAGCUUUUAUUCAAAAAAGGGCAAGCGAAGCGAAGCCAAUGGUUUAUUCGACUCCAGCGAAUCCACAAACAAGAUUACAACUUCUACAGCUGUCGGAGCCACCACUACAGAUCUGAUUCAAAAUCUGGUUUAUCACAGUGUAUCUUGUCUCAGUUCGAUUAGUAACCGAAGAUUUGACCUAAAUCUGGUUUCUCACAAUUUCUUCAGGUCGUAUUUGUAAUUCUCAUACUCACACGCAGGUGCGGAAGUAGUUGGUUUUGAUAUAGGAUCAGGUUGUAGUUAGGGUUUAAGGAGUGCGAUUUUCUUCGAUUUUACAGUAAUGGUGUUUUGGGAAGGGUAUGUUAGUGAUGAAGUGAUGGGUACAUUUGCCCCAAUUGUGGUUUACUGGUUGUACGCUGGGUUUUUUCAGUUGCUCCCCCCUCUAGAUAAUUAUCGAUUGCACACAAGGAAAGAAGAAGAUGCCAAGAACUCAGUGCCAUUGAGCUCCGUUAUCAAGGGUGUUUUGCUCCAACAGCUAGUUCAGGCAAUCGUUGCUCACAUCCUGUUUUUGGUAACCUCAGAAACAGGCUUAGUAGGGACAGAAGUUCAACCAUCUCUUUUCAUUCAACUUAUCCAGAUCAUGAUCGCGAUGUUUGUAAUGGACACAUGGCAGUAUUUCGUGCAUCGAUACAUGCACAUAAACAAAUUCCUAUAUCGCCACAUUCAUUCUCAACACCAUAAACUAGUUGUCCCGUAUGCAAUUGGGGCUCUUUACAACCACCCACUCGAGGGUCUUCUUCUAGAUACAGUUGGUGGGGCCCUCUCUUUUCUUGUAUCAGGAAUGACUGCAAGAACUGCGGUUAUCUUCUUCUGUUUUGCUGUGGUAAAAACUGUGGAUGAUCAUUGUGGACUCUGGUUGCCUGGUAAUCUUUUUCAUUACUUUUUCCAAAACAAUACGGCGUAUCAUGACAUUCAUCAUCAACUCCAUGGAUUAAAGUACAAUUUCUCUCAACCUUUUUUCCCUAUUUGGGACAAGAUUCUUGGAACUUAUAUGCCAUAUGAUCUUGUAAAGCGUCCCGAAGGUGGAUUUGAAGCUAAAUUAUCAAAAGACUAGUCAAGUUUGUUAAUUACUCCAUUGUAAUCGUGUUCUUUGAUUGUGGUUGGUUUUUUUUAUCAAUUUUCAUCACUUGAUUAGUGUUCGAUUCUUUUGACCUAACGAUGUAACAAUGAUUUGUAACUUGUUAUUGGGAUGUUUUGUGUAGUCUUAGCAGAUUUGUAACUAUUGUGCUAUUAUUCUUUUGACA
Messenger RNA from Lactuca sativa (garden lettuce), 1310 nucleotides. Its product is annotated as very-long-chain aldehyde decarbonylase GL1-9. The record is from RefSeq and is a predicted model, not a curated record. Lineage: Eukaryota; Viridiplantae; Streptophyta; Magnoliopsida; Asterales; Asteraceae. Gene Ontology annotation, biological process: lipid biosynthetic process. Gene Ontology annotation, molecular function: iron ion binding; oxidoreductase activity.